Messenger RNA from Opisthocomus hoazin, 1188 nucleotides. Lineage: Eukaryota; Metazoa; Chordata; Aves; Opisthocomiformes; Opisthocomidae. The record is from RefSeq and is a predicted model, not a curated record.
AUGGCUUUGCCGUGGAUCUUGCCGUGGAUCGGCGGCUUCCGGGGAAGCUGGUCAGCAGAGGAAAAAAGGCGAUUUGGGACAUUUCUUAUCUCUCUGAAUUGCUGCUGGGACACCAUUCCCGCUCCCAAAAUCGCUGCUGUCGCAGAGACGAACCCCGUUGUGCCGUCGCGGCUCCGGCUGACCACGCUCCACACCGAUCAGACCCUGAAGAAGGAAGGGCUGAUCUCUCAGGAUGGCAGCAGCCUGGAGGCCCUGCUGAGGACCGACCCAUUGGAGAAGCGUGCCCUCCCGGACCCCCGCAUCGACGACGACAGCCUGGGCGAGUUCCCCGUCACCAACAGCCGCGCGCGGAAGCGGAUCCUUGAGCCGGAUGAUUUCCUGGACGAUUUGGACGAUGAGGACUACGAAGAAGAUACGCCGAAGCGGAGGGGGAAGGGGAAAGCCAAGGGCAAAGGUGUCGGAGGGGCUCGCAAGAAGCUGGACGCGGCUGUAUUAGAAGACCGGGAUAAACCCUACGCUUGUGACAAUAGUUACAAACAAAAGCAUACCUUGAAACCUCCCGAUCGAGUCUGCGGGAAGCGAUACAAGAACCGGCCGGGGUUGAGCUACCACUACGCUCACUCCCACCUGGCCGAAGAAGAAGGCGAUGACAAGGACGAUUCGCAGCCCCCGACUCCUGUCUCGCAGCGAUCGGAGGAGCAAAAAUGUAGGGGGGGACCCUCCCUCCCCCCCGCCGGCGUCGCCGGGCCGUCUUCCCGGAGGAGCCGAGGGUUUGGGCUGGGAGCCGGCUGCCGCGCCGCCCUCACCCACGUCCCCGCCGUCUCCGCAGGGCACCCCUCCUGCCUGCAGUUCACCCCGGUGAUGAUGGCGGCCGUCAAGACGUACCGCUGGCAGUGCAUCGAGUGCAAGUGCUGCAACAUCUGCGGCACCUCCGAGAACGACGACCAGCUCCUCUUCUGCGAUGACUGCGACCGCGGCUACCACAUGUACUGCCCGACCCCCCGAUUAUUCCUCCCCUGCUCUGCUGGAGAAGUGGAAAAGCCUUUUCCCACCCCAAAAAUCCAUCGCCUGCGUCCCUUGUGCCCUAAAAUGUCUCCGUCUUGGCCGCCCGAAAAUGGCCUGAAUAGCCCAAAAAUUGACCCAAAUAGCUCCAAAAUGACCCGAAUAGCCCAAAAAUGGCCUGAAUAG